AUGGGUACCAAGGAUGCGGCAGCUUUGCUUGCCAUGCUCUGCUCCUUGCUUCUUCUCUCGUUGAGCUGCGGGUGCCUGGCGGCAGAGUCGGAGGGGGCUCAGACGGCACUGCUGGAGGUCGAUACGUCAUGGAAGGCCGCCAGAAAGAUCCCUCAAACCCUCUUUGGCUUGUUCUUUGAGGAAAUCAACCACGCUGGAGCUGGUGGAUUGUGGGCGGAGCUUGUCAGUAACAGAGGUUUUGAAGCUGGAGGGCCUUACACUCCUUCAAAUAUAGAUCCAUGGUCCAUCAUUGGUGACGAAUCCUCUAUAUACGUGAAGACUGAAAGAGCAUCUUGUUUCAGCAGAAAUAUCAUUGCUCUAAGGAUGGAAGUUCUUUGUGCCAAGUGUCCAGCUGGCGGUGUUGGUAUUUACAACCCAGGAUUCUGGGGCAUGAACAUCGAAGAGGGGAAGAGCUAUAAUCUGGUAAUGUAUAUCAGAUCACUAGAAUCUGUGGAGUUGACUGCUUCACUCACAUGUUCAGAUGGACUGCAAAAUAUAGCAGCAGCUGUCAUAGUAGAUACAAAUGUGUCAGAUUGGAGAAAGAUAGAGAUGCAAUUAUUAGCUAAAGGAACGUGCAGAACUUCAAGACUUGAGUUAACAACUUCCAAAAGGGGAGUCAUAUGGAUCGAUCAAGUGUCGCUCAUACCUUCAGAGACAUACAAGGGCCAUGGCUUUCGCAAGGAACUCAUACACAUGCUUAUGGAUUUAAAACCACGGUUCCUACGAUUUCCUGGUGGUACCUUUGUUGAAGGCAAAUUGUUAAGAAAUGCUUUCAGAUGGAGGGAAACUAUCGGUCCAUGGGAAGAGAGGCCUGGGCACUAUGGAGACGUUUGGAAUUACUGGACAGAUGAUGGUCUUGGGUAUUAUGAGCUUCUCCAGCUUGCGGAAGACCUCGGUGCCGAGCCAAUCUGGGUUUUUAAUGCUGGGAUCAGCCGGAAUGAUCAAGUUGAUACCACUGCCCUCGCACCUUUUGUAAAGGAUGUAUUGGACAGCCUUGAGUUCGCUAGGGGAAGUGCAAAAUCGACAUGGGGAUCCGUUAGAGCUGCAAUGGGGCAUCCUGAACAAUUUCCGCUGAAGUAUGUCGCGGUUGGGAAUGAAGAUUGUGACAACACCAAACCAUUUUACCAGGGACAUUACCUCAAGUUCUACAAUGCCAUACGAGAGGCCUAUCCAGAUAUUCAAAUUAUUUCAAACUGCGAUGGCUCAUCUGAGCCACUUGACCAUCCUGUGGAUUUAUAUGAUUUCCAUAUAUAUACCAAUGCCAAUGAUCUUUUUCUCAAGAAAGAUAAGUUUAGCAGGACAUCACGUACUGGGCCUAAGGUAUUCGUUAGUGAGUAUGCUGUUACUGAUGAAGGGGAUGCCGGCAAGGGAAGCCUUCUAGCUUCAUUGGCAGAGGCUGCAUUUCUAAUUGGAUUAGAGAAUAAUAGGCAAUGCCUCCUUCUUUUUUUGAGGUUUUGGGGAACAUCACUAAUGCAAAGGGUUGUCUUUCUAUCUGAUAUCGUCCACAUGGCAUGUUAUGCUCCACUCUUCGUAAAUGAAAACGACCGCCAAUGGAACCCAGAUGCGAUAGUCUUGAACUCCUGGCAACAGUAUGGGACUCCUAGUUACUGGAUGCAGACAUUUUUCGGCGAAUCAAGUGGUGCUGUGAUCCAUCCAGUGAGACUCAAUUCCAGCUACUCUGGUUCAUUGGCAGCAUCUGCAAUUACCUGGCAAGACAAUGAGGAUAUCUUCCUGAGGAUAAAGAUUGUGAACUUUGGGCCGAACGCUGUGAACCUCACAUUAUCUGCAACCGGACUGGAAGCUGGUGUCAAUACGUCAAGAUCAGCUGUCACCGUUCUCACAUCCAACGAUACGUUGGAUGAGAACUCGUUCGAUGACCCACUUAAGGUUAAGCCGGUAAAAAGUGGUCUACCCAGUGCUGCAGAAGAGAUGCAGGCCAUGCUGGUUCCUCACUCUUUCACUUCAUUUGAUCUGGCUCUGGAUGAGUACGGCGAGCUCGUAGCUGACAUGUGA
Triticum turgidum subsp. durum (durum wheat) is the source of this 2052-nucleotide messenger RNA. Lineage: Eukaryota; Viridiplantae; Streptophyta; Magnoliopsida; Poales; Poaceae. The record is from the annotation of a GenBank genome assembly.